AUGUUUUUUGUAAUUAAAUAUAAAUAUUUACAUUAUAAUAUUUUUUGUUCUUAUUUUUUAAUAUAUAGAUUUAAAGAAGGUCUAUGUUUAUUAGUUAACACACUUUUCCGUAAGCUGAUUUUUAAUGUAUAUUAUUCUUUUGAUAAAAUAAAGGAGAAUAAUAAUAUAAAAAAAUAUAGAAAUGAAAAAAAAGGCAUUUUUAAUAUAAGAAAUCUGGAGAAAUCGAAAAAAAAUAUUGAGAAGUUCAUUGAUUUAUAUUUAACUAUUUUUAAUAUUCUAAAAGGAAAUACAGAUUUUUUUAUACAAUUUGCUUUAGAAAACUAUGCUACCAUUAAUUUAAGUAGUAAAAAAAAAAAAAAAAAAAAUAUAAUAAAAUUUGAUGAAGUUUUCUUAAUAUAUAAGCUAUAUAAUAAUUCAUUACUACAAAGAAAGAAAAAUGAAAAUAAUAACAUAAAAGAAUCACAUGAAAGUAUAGACUUAGAAAAAAAUAUUUUAAUAGGAGAUAAAGAAAUAGAUUCUUAUAAAAAUAAAAUUCCUAUAAUAGAUAAUCAUAUAGAUAAACAUAACAUAUAUGCAAGAAGUGAUCUUAUUAAUGAACUAGAUAAUUUUUUAAAUGUAGUUUAUCUCAAAAAAUCUUUUGCACAUGAGCAUGAUAAGGAUAUUAAAAAAAAAAAUGAAAAUUUAAUUGACGAAGAUUUUGUUACUAAAAAUUUAUUCUCUGAAUAUUUUAGUAGUUGUAGAAAAAAUAGUAACUUGAAUAUAUUAAUAAAAGAAGUUAGUUCACAUAAUUUAUUAAAUUUUCUUGAAAUUUUAAAUAAAAAUAUAAAGUUCAUUAGAUCUUUUAAUAUGAAAAUUAAUGAACAAAAAGCAAUAGAUAAUUAUAAGUUAUCAAAAUUUUUUGAAUUUUAA
Plasmodium relictum is the source of this 909-nucleotide messenger RNA. RefSeq names its product conserved Plasmodium protein, unknown function. NCBI's taxonomy places the organism in Eukaryota, Apicomplexa, Aconoidasida, Haemosporida, Plasmodiidae. The coding region runs from base 1 to 909 and encodes 302 amino acids. The transcript has a single exon. The record is from RefSeq and is a predicted model, not a curated record.